AUCGUUCUCCUUCAUGGCUGGAGUGGCUCCAUGGAAUACUUCAAGGAAAACGCUGCGUUGCAGAGUCUCGGACAAAAAGGCUUGAGGGUGGUCCGAUAUGAUCACAGGUUCCAUGGGAGAAGUGACAAGCCUGAUCAUGGCAUGCACGUUGCUCGCCUGGCGGCGGAUCUGAGAGAUGUCAUGCAACAGCUUGAUUUGUCCGAUGUCACGCUGGUUGGCACGAGCAUGGGCGCUGCUGUCAUCUGGAGUUACAUCGAGCUCUUCGGCAGCGACAAGAUCUCCAAGGCUGUUGUAGUAGACCAAGCUCCUCUGCAGAACAAGCUGGAUGAUUGGAGCUUCGGAAGCAAAGGAUGUUACGACGAGAAGACACUCAAGAACCUGCAGAACGAGCUUGCAAACAACUUCUCUGCCUUUGCGCAAGGCAACUAUGAUUGCUGCGUCUCAAUUCCUCUCAGCGAAGAUCUCAAAAAGCUGGUGAUUGACGAGACUUUGUUGUGCUCGGGGCCUCAGCUCGGGAGGCUCAUGGCCGACCACACGCAGCUGGACUGGCGGUCCCUGCUGCCAACCAUCGAGAUCCCCUUUCUCAACUGCGUCGGAGGCAACAGCGGCUGCUUCCCGCUCGAGGGGACGCGCAGGGUGGGGGAGCUGAUGAAGAGCUGCAAGACCGUGACGUUCAAGGAGGCGAACCACUGG
Guillardia theta CCMP2712 is the source of this 693-nucleotide messenger RNA. RefSeq lists its product as hypothetical. The annotation marks the transcript as partial. The record is from RefSeq and is a predicted model, not a curated record. NCBI's taxonomy places the organism in Eukaryota, Cryptophyceae, Pyrenomonadales, Geminigeraceae. The transcript has 10 exons.